AUGACUCCAGGCUCCCCAGCUUAUCCCGCAAUCCUGGCCGAGCUGGGGGCGGGCAGGCAGGUUAAGAACGACUUCGUCGCUUCCGUGCUGGUGCAGGUGCUGGGGGUGAAGGAGAGUGCUGAUCUGCAGGAAGGGUUUGGGUUCUUUGUGCAGGAUGUGCUGUCAGGCGGGCUGGAGAAGGCGCAUGGAGAGAGGAGGGGGGGAGCCGAGGGGAGGGCUGCUGAGAAGAUGCAUGAGGAGGGGGAGGGGGGAACCGGGGGAGAAGGCAUGUACGUUAGUGGGGUAAGCGCCACAGAUUUCGCUCUUGCUUUCGCUAUAGAGCUGUCCAAGCCAGAGCACUGUGCAGAAGCCUGUAUGCACAUAUUCGAUGGGAACAAUGUGAGUAAGGUGAGGGUGGAAGAGGCAGCAAUCGAGGAGGCUAGAAGCAGGCUGAGAAAAAGGAUAGGUGACAAGAGCAGAAUAUGGGGCUUCGGAAGGACAGGAGGAGAGGGGACAGCAGCAGACACUAGUGGGACAGCAGCAGACACGUGUGGGACAGCAGCAGACACGUGUGGGACAGCAGCAGACAUGACUGGGACAGCAGAAGCAUUGGCAAUGGAGGAUGCAUCUGCUUACAGUGCUGCUGCUUUAGCUGAAACCCGGGCUUUUACACAAGCAGAUGGCACUGGCUCCAGCUACAGUUCUGGUCUCGUGCCUGUUAACUCAAGUCCUGUCCUCGCAGCCUUCACAUCACAUAUCGAGUUGCCCGCAUAUUACAGUGGGUUCGAUCACCUCCCGAGCCUGCUGCUGAGGCUCGGCGCCAUCCCCAAGCCUCUUCAUGAUGCUCAACAUCCAAUGGAGUGGGAGGAAUGGCCACAGGGCGAUGAAGCUGUCGUGAAGCUUCCAGAUGAUCCCAACGUGAGAUUCGUCCAGCUGGGUAUUGUGGAGGAGAAUAUGACGGUGGUGGGGAGUGGCCACAUGGGAGCGGGGGUGACAGAGCAAGCAUCAAAGUCUGGGAGGAAGCAUGUGAGAGGGAAGGGGCGAAGAGCCAAGGCAUCUGGCCAAGGAAGUGAAGUCAGAGGGGGUGAUACAAACAGAGGGCUUGGCAAAGACCGAGGGGGAUUUGUAAACGCUUCCGGCAUGGCUGUUGCACAGCCGCCUCGGGAAAGGAAGCUUCCCAUCGUCCGUUGCGUGGCAGAUGCAGAUUAUAUUGUGGAAGCGGUCGGUUUGAUAGUGAGUCCACCAGCAUGUGUCUACUGCAGCCCUUGCUUUCGCAGCUACAACUUCUUGAUCCCUUCCAUCGCCCUCAUCGCCAAGUUUGCCUACCGCCCCCUACAUGUGCUCUUCAACCGCUUUGUAUCUGUCUUCCCGCCGCACUCCUUUGGGUUCAACACGCUCGUGAAGAUCAUGGGAUUGUCGCCGCUUCCCCCGCGCCCGUCUGUGUCCACCUGCGGCGGUAGCGGUGACCGAGGAGGUUGUGAUGGUGCUGGCACUAGCAGUGAUGCUGCUUGUGCUGGUGAUGGUGCUGGUGGUGCUGGUGGUGGUGGUAUUGCCGAUGCUGAUAGUGAUAGUGGUGUUGCUGAAACUGGUUGUGAUGGUGAUGGUACUGGUGUUGUUGGUGCUGGUGCUGGUGAUGGUGUUAAUGCUGGCAAGAGCAUUGGGGAAAAGGGCAAGAAGGAGGAGGGAGAAUAG
Closterium sp. Yama58-4 is the source of this 1671-nucleotide messenger RNA. The record is from the annotation of a GenBank genome assembly. NCBI's taxonomy places the organism in Eukaryota, Viridiplantae, Streptophyta, Zygnematophyceae, Desmidiales, Closteriaceae.